This is a messenger RNA of Prunus dulcis (almond), 981 nucleotides long. RefSeq names its product glutaredoxin. The transcript is spliced from 4 exons. Gene Ontology annotation, molecular function: glutathione disulfide oxidoreductase activity. Gene Ontology annotation, biological process: cellular response to oxidative stress. Bases 315 to 677 code for a protein of 120 amino acids. The record is from RefSeq and is a predicted model, not a curated record. Gene Ontology annotation, cellular component: cytoplasm. NCBI's taxonomy places the organism in Eukaryota, Viridiplantae, Streptophyta, Magnoliopsida, Rosales, Rosaceae.
GAUCCCAAAACAAAAAAACGACACAGUCGACAGCACCAUCCAAAGCCCAAUUGCACCUCGCUCUCUCUCGCAGUUCUCUUCAAUCUUGUCGUGGAAGCUGCCGACCAAGCUUGUGCCUUUUUAUUGGGCUGCAUCUGCAUGCAGAAUCUGAUUCCAACACCUGUUCUCUUUGCAUCUUUCUGGCUUCUUCUAAUUUCUUGACACCAAACAGCCAGGCUCAACACCCGUGUCUCUAUCUCUCUCUCUCUCUGAGUCUGAUCUUACAUCUUCACACAUUUGUCGCCAUAUAUAACAUAAGACGUGUAAAAGAGCAAAUGGGUUCUCUGUUAACCAAGAGUAUCAGCAAGGAACAGCUUGAAAUGGCGGUCAGCAAGGUCAAGACCAUCGUUAACUCCAACCCAGUUGUCGUCUUCAGUAAGACUUACUGUGGUUAUUGCAAGAGGGUAAAGCAGCUGCUCACUCAGCUUGGAGCAACUUACAAGGUCAUUGAACUGGAUGAGGGAACUGAUGGAGAUGAAACUCAAGCAGCUCUAGCAGAGUGGACUGGACAAAGGACUGUGCCUAAUGUCUUUAUUGGGGGAAAACACAUUGGUGGUUGUGACUCUGUUUUAGAGAAGCACCAGGCAGGUCACCUUCUGCCCCUUCUCAGUGAGGCUGGUGCCAUUGCCUCUAAGUAACAAACUUCAUUCCCUGAUGAAGAGGUGAAACUAAACAUACCCAUAUUCCUACAUCUACGCUGAAGGAACAAACUACAUGAAAAAUGUAAUAAUAGUUAAUGAAAAUAAUGUUCCUACUUGUAUCUUGUGCGUGGAAAAAAGUAAUGUUUUUCUAUCAAGUUUCAGUUGCAAUUUGAUUUGUUGUUUAUGGACUUCAAAUUAUGGGAACACAAUUGAGAUUGGCUAUGCCAUCCUCAGUGGAAACUCAAGUCGUCUUGUCUUGUAUUUGUGGUACCCCAAUAUUUAGUGUCCAAUUUACACUUGA